Amoebophrya sp. A25 is the source of this 927-nucleotide messenger RNA. The record is from the annotation of a GenBank genome assembly. Lineage: Eukaryota; Dinophyceae; Syndiniales; Amoebophryaceae.
CGGGGUCCUUCCUAUCUUUGCGGACAAGGCACGUGGACAUGGCCGCGACCUGGAUCAAAAUGAAGAAAAGCAGCUAGUGGAAUUAGUACGAUGUCGCGGUAUCCUGACGCCCUCAGCGGCCCUUGCUUCCCUAAUAGUGCGACCAUCCGACCUCGUUCGGAGUUUGCUAGAACGUGCUCCAGCUGUGUUAGGUAGUAGUGUAUUUCUACCUCGUCCAGGAGCUGUAGGUAGUGUACCGCCUCCGUCGUCCACAUCAUCAUCCUCUACAUCGUCUCCUAUGAUGCUAGGCAUCUCCUCUACUACUACAUCUUCGAUAGUGCUAGGAAUCUCCUCGACUACCACGGCUCCUAUGCAGCUAGGAAUCUCCUCUACCUCUCCUCUGAUAGCCGUCCAUUUACGUACCUUCGUGAUUGACAAUCACGUCUGGCAUAAAAACCUGUUUGAAGCCAGAGCAUUCCUCGAUCGAGAAGAGGACACGCGACACGUGGAUCCUCGUGAUUUCAAGCGGAAUUGCACAACUACUGGCGCCCUCAUUUGCUCUCUGCCUCCGAAUGUUGAUACGUGGACUGCGGACACAGAGUGGCCACAGAGAGUAAACCGCAGACUUCGUUUGCUGCGGGAAGAAAAUGCCGAUAGAAUUUUUCAUCAGAGCUCUAAUAUUGUCUCGGGGAUGAAAGCUGAGGACACCUCAGGUCGGGAGAUGGAUACCUUGCGGCAAUCUUUUUCUGAUUUAGUUGCGGAUUGGUACCGAAUCCAGAUUUUAGAACCUAUCGGGAAAUGCGUAUCGAAAGUUCGAAGGCAAGCGGUUACCUUGUCGUCUGAAUUAGCACUUCAAGUGGCAGUAGUAGGUGAUAGCGCAGGUCUAGUCGAGGACGUCAAAAGGUUUCUCAAAACCCCUAUUCGUGACAUUUUUCCAAGCGAUCCGAC